AUGGCCAUUUCACAGCAGGGCAGCGGUGUCAGUGCGGCGCACGUCAAUAUGAUGACCGACACAAUCAUCGCCAAUCUCCCUGCAGAUGGCCUCCGAGUGGUAAUGAGGUCACUUUUGGUGUUGUUUCCAGGAAUAACACGCGAUUUUGAGCGCGAGACAAAAAAGUAUGUCGAGCAGAGGGGCUUGUCUUCAAUAGCAGGAAAAGACAAGAAGGUCUGCCUUCCGGAUCUCGCCAAGGCGCAACAGAUCGCCCGCAGUAUGCUUGGCUGUGGACUAUCGUUUAAGAGUCUACAGCUUUUCCAGAAUAUAGUUUCUCAAGGGACGAUUCUGCUUUCACGCAUCAGUGAUGGCAGUCUAGGCGAACUGCGCGCCUUUCUGACAAGCGUGGAUGGCGAUAUUGUGCAAGCCAUGACAGCCGUUCAGAAGUCUCUACUUAUAAAUACUGGCGCACGGCCCAUGGACAGCCGGGAGCAUUCUCUGGUUGAAGCUCUCUAUCAAUCAUUGACGAGCUGCCAUACUGCUCUGAAAGCGACAAACCAAGAAUAUCCAUUUAGUCGAAGCCUAGUCUCUACGGCCGGUAUCCUCGGGCUGCCUCGACCUGCUCUCCCAGAUGGGUACCAGAGUCUAAGUGAACAGACUUCCAUGAUUCCAUUGCCGCGAAUAGCGAGAGAAACAUUUCUGCUCAAUGGACACAAAGUCCCGCGAAUAUUCUCGGGACUAUGGCAGAUGUCCAGUCCCGCGUGGGGGGCUGCAUCGUCGGCCAAGAUUGUCGAGCAAUUCUCACAACAUGUUCGACAAGGAUUUACAGCCUUUGACAUGGCCGACCAUUAUGGUGAUGCCGAGGUUGUUUUCGGCCGCUUUUCAUCAUUGUAUCCUCAUAGAGAUGCAAUCUUCACAGCAACAAAGUAUUGCGUUUUCCACCCGAUGACGGUAACUCGAGACGCCGUACAAGCAAAUGUUACCGAACGAUGUUACAGAUUGCAGACUGAGAAGAUCAACCUACUGCAAUUCCAUUGGCAAUUUUAUCAAGAUCCGGAUUAUCUCAAUGCUCUCAGGUUCCUGACAGAGGAUACUCGCAUAGAGACGGUUGGUCUAUGCAAUUUUGAUACAAAGCAUCUCAUCGACGUGAUUGAAGCCGGUAUCAAAAUAUACACCAACCAAGUUCAGUUUUCUCUGGUCGACUCUCGACCUGUGUUUAAAAUGGGAAGCGUUUGUUUAAAGCACAACAUCAGACUCCUGACAUAUGGCACGCUGUGCGGUGGAUUUCUUGCCGACGAAUGGCUCGGAAAGCCCGAGCCAGAUAUAUACAAUGGGUCAAUCACCCCAAGCCAGCGAAAGUAUUUCGAAAUGAUACGCAGCUGGGGCGGCUGGGCUCUCUUCCAAGAAUUACUGACCGUGCUGCGCAUCAUUGCUUCGAGACAUCAAGUGUCCAUAUCCAACGUCGCUACUCGUUGGGUGUUGGACUUUCCCUUUGUUGGCGCGGUCAUCGUCGGUGCACGUAUGGGCAUAAGCGACCACACCGAUGAGAACUUGGCCAGUUUUGGCUGGUCGCUUGAUCAAUCAGAUCUCGAUAUGAUUGAAGCUGUCUUGAUGCGAAGUCGAAGAUCCGAGAUAUUCCAAGAUGUCGGUGACUGUGGAGCAGAAUAUCGUACCUGA
This is a messenger RNA of Trichoderma citrinoviride, 1656 nucleotides long. RefSeq names its product Aldo/keto reductase. Lineage: Eukaryota; Fungi; Ascomycota; Sordariomycetes; Hypocreales; Hypocreaceae. The transcript is spliced from 6 exons. Bases 1 to 1656 code for a protein of 551 amino acids. The record is from RefSeq and is a predicted model, not a curated record.